UUCUCAUCGUAUUCAAUCCAAGAGUUUUCAGGCAAGGGAUUUUAAAGUCUGGGUUUAUGGCCUGGUUUGGACCUGGUUUUUGUUGAAACUUGGUUGGUCUUGAAAGAAAAUUGUAGCUGUUGAUACGAGUAGUAGUGCUAAAGAAACAAAACAAGCACCCGUAGAUCGUUCGAAGUCUCUACUUAACUAAGUACAUGGUUGAUUUAGACAUUCAUAUCCCUACUACUUUCGAUCCAUUCGCUGAGGCUGGGGAAUUUGGUGGCACUGGAACCAAGGACUAUGUGCAUAUACGAAUUCAACAGAGGAAUGGGAAGAAAAGCUUGACAACAGUUCAGGGGCUGAAACAAGAUUUGAGCUACGAAAAGAUCCUCAAGAGUCUAAAAAAGGAGUUCUGUUGUAAUGGGAAUGUUGUGAAUGACAAAGAGCUAGGCAAAAUCAUUCAACUCCAAGGUGAUCAACGCAAAAACGUGUCACACUUCCUCGUUAAUGCUGGCAUAGUGAAGAAGGAUCAAAUUAAGAUUCAUGGUUUUUAGGACCUGUGAAGUUGAUGCUGCUGCUCUUUUAUGAAUUAGGACCUUUGAAAAAUAAAUUUCUAGGCUGUCUCUCGUUUGGUCUUGUUUCCAUUCCACAGCCCCUGGUGGGUUGAAACCAUAAUGGAAUGUAAUGUUGGAGUUUCAUUAAUAAUGUUGGAUUUUAUUUGCUUUCAA
Messenger RNA from Durio zibethinus, 707 nucleotides. RefSeq names its product Translation initiation factor SUI1 family protein. The record is from RefSeq and is a predicted model, not a curated record. Gene Ontology annotation, molecular function: translation initiation factor activity. NCBI's taxonomy places the organism in Eukaryota, Viridiplantae, Streptophyta, Magnoliopsida, Malvales, Malvaceae. Gene Ontology annotation, biological process: translational initiation.